This is a messenger RNA of Aspergillus melleus, 657 nucleotides long. RefSeq lists its product as uncharacterized. Lineage: Eukaryota; Fungi; Ascomycota; Eurotiomycetes; Eurotiales; Aspergillaceae. The transcript has a single exon. The record is from RefSeq and is a predicted model, not a curated record. Bases 1 to 657 code for a protein of 218 amino acids. Gene Ontology annotation, molecular function: protein binding.
AUGGCCAGCAGCGUCGACCUCUUCAACCACUAUCCCCUGCACCUAGUCCCUUCCUCGAAGGCGAUCUCCCUCGGCGCAUCCUCGUCAUCCUCCUACUCCGCCCAACAAACCACCACCCUCAACGAAGAACUCCAAGAGCUGAACGCCCUGCACCGCGCCCUCCUCAGCGUCGACCCUCCCAACAUCCCCCCUCCCCCGCUCCCCAUCAACCCCAAGCGCAGCGCCCAGAUCACCAAACUCCGCGACUCCGCCAACACCGCCUACCGCAAGAACAACCACGACGAGGCCGCCCGUCUGUACACCUACGCCAUCGACAUGGCGCUGGCCCGACCCGGCUGGGAGCCUGUGGCGCUGACCCGCGACGAGCUGGCCGGGUUGUAUUCGAACCGUGCGCAGACGCACAUGGCGCAGCAGAAUUGGCCCGAGGGGAUGCUGGAUGCGAAGACUGCUGUUGAGAGUAAGCCGAUGGGGAAUGUCAAGGCGUGGUGGCGCGCCGCGAAGUGUUUGGCGGAGAUGACGAGGUGGGAGGAGGCGAAGACGGUUAUCGAGAAGGGGUUGGAUAUUGAGGCCCGCGAGACGGAGGGCGGGAAGGAGUUGUUGGCGCUGUUGGAGGAGGUUGAGCAGGGCUUGAAGAGACAGGCUGCUUCGUCGUCUUGA